This is a messenger RNA of Mauremys mutica (yellowpond turtle), 821 nucleotides long. It is a transcript of the gene DYNLT2B, whose product is annotated as dynein light chain Tctex-type 2B. The record is from RefSeq and is a predicted model, not a curated record. Gene Ontology annotation, molecular function: dynein intermediate chain binding. Lineage: Eukaryota; Metazoa; Chordata; Testudines; Geoemydidae. Gene Ontology annotation, biological process: microtubule-based movement. The transcript has 5 exons. Gene Ontology annotation, cellular component: cytoplasm; cytoplasmic dynein complex. The coding region runs from base 50 to 433 and encodes 127 amino acids.
GGGGGGGGGGUAGGGCCGGUUGCUAUGGUAACGCGGCGAGGCCGGGGCCAUGGGGGAGCCGCUGGACCGGCGAGGCCCCGAGAACACGUACAGCCUGCGGCCGGCCUUCCAGCACAAAUUCCGAUCUUCUGCAGUAAAAGAGUGCAUCCAUGCGAUACUGAAAGAGAAUCUAGCCAAUGUGCAAUACAACCCAGAGGAAACACCAGAGCUCACACGGUCCUUAUCAGAGACAAUUAAAGAUAGACUGAAAGCAGAGGGAUUUCACCGAUAUAAAAUGGUGGUGCAGGUUGUGAUUGGAGAACAGAGAGGUGAAGGAGUGAACAUGGCUGCACGAUGUUUCUGGGAUGCUGACACUGACAACUAUGCACAGGAUGUUUUUAUGAAUGACAGUCUGUUCUGCGUGGUAGCUGCAUUUGGCUGUUUCUACUACUGAUGCCAGUGAAGACCGUAGAAAGGAACUACAGUAAUUUAGAGAGGAUUUUUAGUUUGGUUGGUUUUCUUCAAUAAUUUGUACUCAUGUUUUCUCAAAGUAGCAGACUUACAAUUGUACAAAGCAUGCUCACUGUAUCUGUAUAAUACACUGAUGUGUCCACAACUUCCUCUUCUUCCCUGCUUGUAUAAAUAUAGCUUUAUAGCAUAUUGUUUUUCUUUUGUCCUUUUAAUCAUCCUUCCUGCUUUGUGCAAAAUGGAUUAAUUAACUCCUAGGAGCCAGAUAUAGUGCCUGAAAAGGACUAGAUUGCUUUUAUUAGUAGUGACUUGUUUCCAUAAUGUAAUAAAUAUUUAUGCGCAAUGUAAUAUAAUAAAUACAAAUGUAUAUUAUA